Molecule: messenger RNA, 1819 nt
Organism: Thermothelomyces thermophilus ATCC 42464
Lineage: Eukaryota; Fungi; Ascomycota; Sordariomycetes; Sordariales; Chaetomiaceae
Exons: 2
Coding region: 250-1458 (402 amino acids)
Source: RefSeq, a predicted model, not a curated record
GCCUGGGAACAUCUGUAUUGCGAUAGGCGCUUGACCUCGGCCAUCUUCGACCGCCGGUGUUCUGGCACCGGGCUUCUCAAAUUCCAAUAGGAUGAGCUAAACUCUCAAGCUUGCGUGGUCCUCUUGUCUUUUUUUUUUUUUUUUUUUUUUUUUUUCCAAGCUCGCCCGUCCAUGCUCCGAUGACAGAAUAACGUGCACGCCGAUCGGUUGACCGGGACACGCUGCUCAAGGCCACCAGAGAGUCGGACAAUGGAUGUUCGAAGCGUACAGGACACGGCCUCCGUGGCCGGGUCGGAUUCCUCCUCCUCCAAGAUGAAACUUCAGCUACCGCCUAGCUGCGACCCCCCGCAGCCGGGAGCGUCGGUGAAGCCUCUGGUCUGGGUUGUCUUUGGCGGCACCGGCCACAUGGGUCGCUCGCUUGUCAAAUCCGCCCUCAGCCACGGCGACCUCGUCACCACGGUCGGGCGCGUGCUCGAGACUUCGCCCGAGGCCAUGGCGGCGCUCAACAACGAGACGUGCCUGGGCCAGCUGUGCGACGUGCGCGACGGCGCGUCGGUGGCCCGCGUCAUCGACCGCACCCUCGAGCGCUUCGGCCGCAUCGACUGCAUCGCCAACUGCUCCGGCUACGGCGUCAUCGGCGCCUGCGAAGACCAGGACGAGUACGACCUGCGCAACCAGUUCGAGACCAACUUCAUGGGCACCCUGCACAUCGUCCAGGCCAGCCUCCCUUACUUCCGCCAGCAGAACGCCGGUCGCUACCUCAUCUUCAGCUCCACCUCGGGCGCCCUGGGCGUCCCCGGCCUCGGCCCUUACUGCGCCACCAAGUACGCGGUCGAGGGCCUGAUCGAGGCCAUGCUGUACGAGGUCGACUCGUUCAACAUCAAGGCGACCCUCGUUGAGCCCGGGCUGGUGAGGAGGGACGAGCCGGACUCCACGACGAACCCGCUGCCCACCUGGGGCCACUUCCUCAUCAAGCCGGCCAGCGAGCCGUACUCGCACGCCACCUCGCCCGCGCUGCACGCCAAGCGGAUGGUGCAGUGGCUCGGCGACAGGCAGCCCACCAGCGCCGUCAAGUGCGCCGAGCUGGUCUGGCAGCUCGCCCACUGCUCCUACCCCCCGCUGAGGUUGCUGCUGGGGAGCUACGCUAUCGAGAGCAUCCGCGACCGCCUGCGGUCCGUGACGGAGGAGCUGGAGGACUGGAAGCACCUCAACUUCCCGCCCCCGCCCGAUGCCCCCGGCGUAGAGAAGGGCGGCGACAAGAACGACCGGGAGGAGAAGGCCGAGAAGGAGGACCGGGAGCAGGGAGGAGAGGAGAGAAGGGAGAGGGAAGAGCGGGAGGAGCGGGAGGAGCGGGAGGAGCGGGAGGAGCGGGAGGAGCAGGACGAGAUGGAGCAGCGGGAGAACGAUGAUGUGAUGGAGGGGAUAACCCCGGAUCCCAAAGAAGCAGAGAAUACAUGAAUGUGAAUGAUGGCCGAGAGCUGAGCAAAGUUCAUGAUACCUAUGUCCGCUCGCUUUUUCCCGUCCAGACACGCCUCGGGAUGCUCUGUGGACUGCCCGUGUCGGACCUUCUUUAAUCAUGUUCUUGGAAAUUCUCGGGCGAACAAGCUAUCUACGUUCCUUCUUUCUAAUCUCCUGGCUCCUAAGUGCCAUGUUACAGCGAUCGCACUCUUCCCCAGCCGUACUCAAAAAUCACCUCCGAUCUACAAGCAAUUAAAGGCGUCCAGGUGGAAACAAAUGCCGAGCAUUUUCUUCCCUUCUUUCUUCUUUUUCUUUUUCUUUUUCUUCUUUUUCUUUUUCUUUUUCUUCUUUUUCUUUUUCU